AUGACCCCUGCGGAUGCCCUCGAAAAGACCUCGCCGGUGGUGCGGCUUCGCAAAGCGCUUGGCGGACCCACGGGCGGGUGGCACUUGGACGCGCAGCGGUCGGUGAAGGGCGAUCAGCGCAGCAGAACAUCGACCUUGGUCAGCGCCCACCGGCCCGGCGAACACGCGGCGGAGUGGGUCCUGGAACACGGCACGGAUGGGUUCCGCUUGCGCCUGGGCUCGGAGCACUUGAGUCAGCCCAGCGGCUGGUACCUGGAUGUCGACGCGGACGGCGCGGUGGUUGUGCGGAAAGGCAACUCGACUCCAGCUGCGGAGUGGCUCAUCGAUCUCGAGGGAAGCCCAGGCGUCGCUCAUAUGUUCAGCCUCCAAGUGGCCUCCGGCGCCUUCCGCGGUUGGUUCCUGGACACCUCGGAGUCUAGUCGGACUGAUGACUCGGUCUACUUGCGCCUGGUGCCAGAGCUCAGUUUCUGGCUGCUAGAGCUCCAGAAGUUCGAGGGAGCGUCCGCGGAUCUCUUCAAGCGCAAGGCUCCGCUGCGCCUCUACGAGGUGGUGGUUCGCAACUUUUCCGACAGGCCUCUGCUGCUGCAGGGAAAGAAGGCCCCAGCUUUGCGGAAAGUGGCGAAGGGGAAGUUGCUGCAGAUUAGCGACGUGCUGUCACCCGAGCCAGGCCCCGACGCAGAGACCGCGGCUUUGGGGCUGGCAGCACAGCCAGAGCUGGCCCAUGCGCCGACAAUCCAGGCGGUGGACGCCGAACACCAAGCAGGGGACGUGCCGAUGUCAGGCGCCGGAGGAGAACCACCGGCAGUCGUGGACAAGAUGGGGCACUUCCAGUACUUCGGAGGUUGCCUUGACAAACUGAGCCGGGUGAACCAAGAUGCCCGCAGAUGGCCUGGAUAA
Molecule: messenger RNA, 897 nt
Organism: Effrenium voratum
Lineage: Eukaryota; Dinophyceae; Suessiales; Symbiodiniaceae
Source: the annotation of a GenBank genome assembly